AUGGACACUGGAUCUGUAAGAACCUUGUUACUUGAGGACAUUAGUGCCUGUGGUUCCUAUGAAAGUAUGUUAUUUGGGGGCACUGGUGUCUGUAACUUUUACAAGAGUACUGUUACUGGUGUCUGUGACUUACAAGAUU
Messenger RNA from Entrophospora candida, 139 nucleotides. NCBI's taxonomy places the organism in Eukaryota, Fungi, Glomeromycota, Glomeromycetes, Entrophosporales, Entrophosporaceae. The record is from the annotation of a GenBank genome assembly.